Messenger RNA from Impatiens glandulifera, 576 nucleotides. RefSeq names its product non-specific lipid transfer protein GPI-anchored 16-like. The record is from RefSeq and is a predicted model, not a curated record. Bases 1 to 576 code for a protein of 191 amino acids. The transcript has 3 exons. NCBI's taxonomy places the organism in Eukaryota, Viridiplantae, Streptophyta, Magnoliopsida, Ericales, Balsaminaceae.
AUGGCCGCGGUCUAUCUAUUAUUAUCGGUUGGGGGUCAAAUAAACGCGGGGUGCACAAACGAGAUGAUCAACAGCUUUGGGCCGUGCUUGAGUUUUGUGUCGGGUAGUGGCUCGAGCAGUGUGUCUCCAACUGCGGGAUGCUGCGACUCGCUUAAGUCAUUAAUGGGGAGCAGCAUGGAUUGCGCGUGCCUCGUAGUGUCGGGAAACAUUCCCCUCCCUAUCCCUAUUAACCGAACGCUCGCGGUUUCUCUUCCCAAAGCUUGCAAAUCCCUUGGUGUAGUCCCCAUUCAGUGCCCACGUAAUUCUCUAAUUUUACUUCAAUUCAUGGUAGACCAUGUUAACUCAAAUAUUUCUCCACCAGCUCCAGGUCCAGUAACGAAGUCAGCUGGCUCGCCACCUCAACCGAUAGCAACUCCACCUGCGGCUCCACCUUUGGAUGCACCAUCGACACCAACAGAUGAUAACACGGGUCUUAACCGACCCUUGUUCACGCCUUUGUCCGCUGCUACCAAGUCCUCCUAUAUCACCGCCCUUCCAAUAAUACCUAUUGUUCUCGCAGGAUUUUUAUCGAUCUAA